Leptinotarsa decemlineata (Colorado potato beetle) is the source of this 5915-nucleotide messenger RNA. It is a transcript of the gene Ncoa6, whose product is annotated as Nuclear receptor coactivator 6. Gene Ontology annotation, biological process: positive regulation of transcription by RNA polymerase II. NCBI's taxonomy places the organism in Eukaryota, Metazoa, Arthropoda, Insecta, Coleoptera, Chrysomelidae. The record is from RefSeq and is a predicted model, not a curated record. Gene Ontology annotation, cellular component: nucleus; histone methyltransferase complex; transcription regulator complex.
CCUUCUUUGUGGACGGACGUUAUCGGCACACGUCCACUACCACGGCCACCACGAAACUCCAUAAAAAUAAUUUAUUCAACAUUUGUAUUUUCUCUACACAUGCCAUCGUCCUACCAAUCACUGAAGCCGCACGAUUUUGAAGAGCUCGUGCUGAAACUGACUACAAUUCUCAAUGACCCGGCUUUCCAAUGAAAUAAGUGGAAUGACAUUUGUUUCACCAAUGGAACACAAGCAAUGCACUCGUUUGGCACUGAUUUCAGUAAAAGAAAACGCUAUGAGUCGAGUUGCUGAGAUAUGUGUGAUUGAAAUUGCAAACGAACAGAGGUCAUUAGUUCCUCCAAUAAUUUUAUUGAAUUCUAAAAACGAAUUGUUCCUGAAUCAUUGAAUGUUCAUACGUUCAUUUUUUCCAGUAAUAAAAACAUUAAAAAAUUGUUAUAAAAUGGACUCGUUCAAAUCUAUAUUCAAAUGUCAAAAUAUUUUCCGUGUUUGUUCGAUUUCCACCAGCUUGACUCUUGACUGCGCAUUCAGUUCACGCAUGACGAAUGGCGUCCAGUUGUUAUUGUUGAAAGCGUUUAAUUAUUUGUAAUAAGAUUAUGAGUGUUUUUACAGUCUUUUUACACAAAAUUGUACAAAUUAGUGAUCUUAUUGUUUAAUCGGAUAAGUGCUACGCAGGACUUUCCAGCCAGUUUUCUGGGUUUGAGUGUCAAAAGUAUGUCACAUAAAAUGGGGUAUAUAAUGUUUCUUGGCCGUAAGCAAAUCAAUUUCCGUAACAAAUUUUUGGACUUUUGUAUGAGAGGAUAACUGCAAACUCAGCAGAAACAUUCUUUGAAAUAGUAUUCAGCUAGUUUGAAAGUUUUUAAAGUGUAAUUAAGUUUGUGAGUGAUAAAAUAUCCAUUUGAACACAUGGAAUAACACUCCCCCGUCCGUCGAACAAGAUGGCUGCGAUCAGUUCCAUCUUUCCAUUUCGCGAUAUUGUUGGCUUUUAGUUACGGGAAUGGGUUUAAUAUUACUUGCUUAUACCGCAUUCGCGAUUUUUUCUUAAAAGUCUGUCGUUUUUAACGGUCGCACCUUUUGGGAAACAAGUAAUAUUUUCUGUGCCUGAAGUGCUUCAUAUGGCUUUUCGAGAAAAUGUGGUUGGCGAUAGUAGCAAAUGUACAUCAUUAUGCUAAUUUUUAAUGGCAGCAAAUAGUGACGGACAAUUAGAACUAUCUACGGUUUUAACCUGUGAAGGGGACCUGACAGACCCCAGGUUCCCUACACAGCUGAACAAAGUGUUAAACAGGUUGAAUGAAAUUUUGGGUGAUACAGUGAAACUACGCAAACUGGAGCCCUGGAACUCGGUGCGUGUAACGCUGUCUAUUCCUAGGGAUGCAGCGUUACGCUUCAGAAGACUAGCCAAUGAAGGCUCACAAAAACUCACAGAACUUGGGAUACUUAGUGUUCACAUUGAGGGGGACGAGUGGAUAUCUCUUAAAUUUGCAGGUGAAUCUGGCAAUUCCGAACCUCGAGAAAUAAUUCUGAGAACCUCUCAAGAUGGUUCAACUACUAGUGGUGGUAGUAGCGGAAGUAGUAGUCAACACGAUUCAGAUUUUGGAAUCAUAAAUUUUUUGCAAACCAAUGCAGCAUCAACUUCUGUUGACACCAACAAUAUGCAAGUGCAAUUUAAAUCACCAAAUGUGGUAUGCCCCACAGAUACGGUGGUACCCAAAGUGGGUAAUAAUGGGAAGGCAUUCACUGGUCCAUUUCCAUUCGCCAGUAUGAAUCAGGUUAGACAUGCUAAUCGCGAAACACCUUUCAAGUCUUUGCCACCACCAUAUCCUGGCAAGCAGCCACCUGUCACCAUUUCGAGUCCUCUUCUUGUUAAUCUUCUACAAAAUGAUGGGUCCAAAGAGUCUGGCAGUGGUCCGAAGGUAUCUGCUCGGACUCAUCCAGCAACUACUACGCUAGUGAAUUCGGUGGGAGUAUCUAGUUCUUCUAUAGUCAAACCUAGCAACUCUAUACCGAUUCCUCAGGCCAAUGUGCUAGUAAAUAACUGUAUAUCACCAAGCGCCUUAUCAACUAGUACUUCCAUUAGGCAGAAUAGCACCAUACUGACAAGUACAACAGGAGUGAUGAACAAACCACUGCCGCCACCCCCACCUCAAUACCAUCGGACACUUUCUUCUUCAGUGGUUAAACAACAUUCAGUAUCUGGCCUCCAAAACAGCAGUACUCCUCAAUCAAAAUUGCAAAAUAAUCCUCUACCCCAAAACAAUAAUAUUAUCUCACAUUCUACACAACCGCAAGUCAAUGCCAUAACCCAGCCAGCAAUCGCUGUACAUCAAACCAAUAUUUAUCAAAUGCAAACUGCAACUUCAGGACAGCCUAGGAAUCCUUUAGUACAACAAAGUUCUUUGCCUUCAACUGGGCUUGCUUUGAACCAAACAAACAUUAAUUCAAAUCAAAUGAAGCAUAACUUUCCUACUAAAAACAGUUUCAUAUCUAAUUUAGUCAAAACACCAUCUACAAAUAUCUCCAUUGGAAAUAAUCCCAUUCCUACAGCUCAACAGAAAAGUUCUAUUAUGAGCCAAACUACAAAUAAUGUAAAACAAAUACCUCAACCAAGUGGGUUGGUUGCUAAAAAUACCACUAGUUACUUGCCACAACACAUCAAGAGUUUUUCUCAUUCAAAUUCAGCUAAUAUUGGAGGUUCAGUUGUUUCCUUGGCACAAAUCAGUUUGGCUACAUCCACUCCAAUAUCUUCUGUAUCAAAUACAAUGGAAAUGCCAAGUGUAAAUCCCACAAAUUUGAGUAAUACUAUGUCGAGGAGAAGUUUACCAUCUCCACCACCAUACUCAGUUGCAAUAUCAAGGCCUUGGGAUUCUUUAGUGCAUGGAAAUUCAUUAAUGGAUUUAACUCCUACUCUAACUGACCUGAAACCUGAUGAUUUGGAUGAAUUACUGCCAACCUUGGAAAGGGAGUUAACUCAGAGUCCACUUCCUGAGCUACCUGAAGACUUUUUGGCAGUUCACUCCAAUAUUAUAUCAUCUGCUGAAGAGUUAACUGAAUUGAAUGAUAACAGAAAAUUUCUCAUUAACCCACUGACUGGAGAAUUGGAACCACAAUCCAGUGAAGAGAGUGAUACAGAGGAAAUGAAAGAUGUUUUUACUGGUUUACCUUCACCGGCUGCUCUCUCAGAUGAUGAUACUUGUUCAACUACUCGACCUGAUACCACCACCGAUCAAAGCGAUAAUGAAACUCGGUCAAGUGAUACAAACAAGCCUCCCAGGAUAAAAAACUCCAAGGUGAGAGAUCGUGGACGAGAUUCACCUGCUCUCAAACCUGAGAAAAUAAAAUUGAGAUUGAAAUUGGAAAAAUCUGAGCCAGUACAUCCGGCAUAUAAAGUCGAUGUUAGCUUCAUCAAUCAGCAACCGAAAAAAGCUUCUACUUCAUUGAUGGUUGCUGGAGAAGAGUUGAGAGUACCACCUCUUCAUAUUUCAUUGAGGGGGCGAAAUUCUGUAGUAAUCAAGAACAAGAACAAACUUAACCCAGAUGGUACGCCCCUCAAACCUAAGGUGCGGAAAAAUCCAGAUCACAUGAAGGUGAAAAAAAGUGAGGGAGUGAGUAGUGUGAGUAGUUCUGAAGAAUCCAUUGGAAGUACCAGUAACAUGGCUUUGGAAGAGCAGUCAAUAUUGAUCGGAUCUGAUGUUAAUAAAGCAAGAGUUUCUGGCAUUGAUCAGAAGAAGUUAAAGAAGUUGAAAAUUAAUCAUGAACAUAAGGAUAUCAUUGCUAGUCUCACUCAGGAAGGUGAUUUAAAAUCCAAGUUUGUCAUUCACAACCAUUACAAAGAAAAGCAAAAGGAACGCAGAGGAAGUGAUUCUGAACUUGUUAGAAAUAACAAGAAAUAUACUGACAGCAAUGGCAUUUUGUGCGAUGAGAAAAAAAGGCGGUUGAGUCAGUCAGAGCAAACUGAAGAAGACCAUCCUGUUCUUGGAUCUACCAAUGUGGGUACGAUUAUGAACCUUCCUCAAAAACCUCGGAAAGAUAAAAUUAAAGUUAAAGAUAUUUUCAAGAAGGAUUUGAGCAAAACUAAGAUUUUCAACAAAAAUUUUGGUGAUAAAUUACAGAGUAAAUCUGUAACUUUACCAACAGCAGGGGAUAUGAAUAUGGAGGCCAAAUUCAAACAAGGCUUACUUGAAGGAACAGAAGAGAAAGGAGUACCCAGGCCACCACAUCGGACCGAUGUGGUAAACCUUCUCACCACUGAAACUGUACGAUCCGGAGAUUCUGAAAAGGCAGCAAAAACAAUACCUGAUACUACAUCUCUCAAAGACAAGUCUCCCGAACCAGACAAAUGCAACACUCCCAACAGGAAAUCAGUUGAACUGAUUGAAAAACCUCCUGCUGUGACGGGUAACCGAUCGCCAAACUCUACUGGAAAUCAAGGUGAGGACAGUGGCAUCGAGAGCAUGGAUGCUCUGAGUGAAAAGUCUCCUAAUCAAGCGAGUCAGAGCCCACAUGCUGACAUUUUACCUCCCAAGACUCAAGUGCCUAAUAUGUUGGAUAUUGAAGCACAGCUCGCCAAGAUGGAAGGUUUGAAUGGGGACUCUGACAGGGUCGAUGGCAUUGAGACAAAAGCUGGACAAACACCAGACGUGAAUGAAAAUAAAUGUCAAGACCAGUCGACCAACUUGAAAAAGUGUUGUGAAUUAACAUCUGUAUUACAGGACACCCUUCAACAAACUACAGUUAAUUUGACUGCAGCAUUAACUUCUCCACCUUUGCCAACCAAACAAGCUGACCUCGAUAUUGUUGCUCUUAAGGUUAAAAAGGAGGAGGAUGAUUUGGAACCAUUACCUGUACGAGUAACACCAGCCUUGUACACUUACUCUAACCCAGAAAAAGGUCGAGGAGAUUCUGAGAGUCCCAUUCUUUCAGAUGAAGAUAGCAAUUCAUGUUCAACUAGCAGUACAAUGCCUGGUAAGCAGAGUAAAAGCCUCCUUGAGCAGUUACUCAUAGAGAUACCAAAUGACAACCAAGGAGUUCCCAGCUCUCCAAGUCCUGCAACUCGACUAUCUGUCAGGACCAGGGCAUUAAAUAAAUUGGGCAGCCCAGAACUGAGCUCGCCAGUGGCAAAAAAUACUCGCGCUGUCCCAGCGCCAAAGAGGAAAAGGAAUGAAUCGGAUAGUUCAAACCACAGCUUAGAUGAAACAAGAAAGAAGGUACGAAAACUCACUGAUAAUCUGCCUUCAGAUGCUAGCAAUGCAACAACAACAAAAAUUCGUCCGAAUGAAGUUGCAAAAAUAAAUAACGCUAAAAAGAUGCCGAAGGUACAAGAUGAGAGUUCAGAUAGUGAUGAGCCUUUGAUAGAGAAGGUGAGGAAACCAGCUAUUACAAAUGUGAAUCCAAAUACUCAGGUGAACAAUACCCUUGUCAAGACAAAGUUGAAGGCAGGGCCUGGGACUGUUGCUAAUAACAAUAAGGGUGGGAUGGUGGUGAAUACUAGGAGGUCGGUAAGAAGCAAUAUGCCUGCACAGAAUACAAGAAGCAAAGGUGAAAAGAGUCAGUCUGAGUCGGAAGCUUUGAGGAGGAAAACGCGAAGUGCUGUUUCUGAUGUGGACAGUAAACGCAAGAAAGAAGUGAAGUGACAGUAUGGGAGCGGCUGCUGGGAAAGCAGCCACCAACACCAUAACCCAUACCAGUACCCACCGUAUCGCCCUUACCUGUGUGACCUGUCAUCGGAGAGCGAAGAUGACAGUUACAGAAGCGAAGACUCUGAUCAGUAACCACCACUCUUACUGUACAGAUUGUGAUAUGCUACCCACUAUAGUUGUACAUAGAUAGGCGAAUUUAUUGUAUAUAAAAAGAUGCGUAGUUAUUACACAAGCAGAGGUGUACAUUGUAAAUGUGUUAUUUUCCAUACAAGCUAAUGCAUA